This is a messenger RNA of Dracunculus medinensis (Guinea worm), 297 nucleotides long. The record is from the annotation of a GenBank genome assembly. NCBI's taxonomy places the organism in Eukaryota, Metazoa, Nematoda, Chromadorea, Rhabditida, Dracunculidae.
GUUAUUGAUGGGUUUGACGUCUUGGAUGAACUUGAAAAUGUCAAAGUUUACGCUAUAUAUCGGCCACUUCCUGAACAUCAAUAUAUCGAUGAAUUACGAAGAAGAUUUGCCAUUAGAACAGCUAAGAGUGGCCAAAGUGAAAGUUGUUUGAUGAAUGAAUUGGAAAUGUGCAAGAAGCCUGAUAAUCAAUUAUUUAGUCUUGACAAAAUCGUACGGAUUUUGGAAUUUGAAUCUGUUGAAGAUUUAAUUUGCCUAGCAGUGCCAUCUUCUUUAAAAAAUACUCAUCUCUUUAUAUGA